AUGGCCAAGGUUGUCACCCAGUAUUCCCACCCCAAGCUGACCCACCCUGCGGUGAGGACCACGGGCAGAGAGCUAGGUCACAUUGAAAAUGGCCUCAGCAGGACCCACUUGCCAUGUGAAGAGACGUCAGAACUGCAGCAAGGGAUCGCCAUGGAGACCAGUGGACGGGCUGGAUCCGGACGAGGCUCCUUCACCGGCCUCAGGCCUGCAAGGUUAUGGCGCCACAUUAUCUCGCUUCGCCUGUGGGCCACCAGGCACUUAUACCCCCAGGACCAGAGACCUGACUCUUUCCUGGAGCGUUUCCGAGGAGCCGAGCUCAAGGAGGUGUCCAACAGAGGAAGCAACUCCCAGUGCGGCGUGGGCGGCCAGGAAUCAGACAGAGGGAGGAGUGGCUGGCCUCUGGCCAGGGACAAUGCCAACAACUGCAACAGCUCAGAGAAAGAUGACCAAGCGAGAAAGAAGGAGAAAGAGAAAAAGGAAGAAGAGGGAAAGGAAAACCACCCCAAACUAGAGGAAAAGAAGGACACCAUCGUGGUAGACCCUGCCAGCAACGCAUACUACCACUGGCUGACUGUCAUCGCCCUGCCUGUCUUCUACAACUGGUGUCUGCUGGUCUGCAGGGCCUGUUUUGAUGAGCUGCAAUCUGAACACCAGAUGCUGUGGCUGGUCCUGGACUACUCGGCGGAUGUCCUCUAUGGCUUGGAUAUGCUGGUGCGAGCCCGGACAGGCUUCCUCGAGCAAGGCCUGAUGGUCAGGGAUGGCAAGAGACUGUGGCAGCAUUACACGAAGACCUUGUACUUCAAGCUGGACGUGUUGGCCUUGGUCCCCACAGACCUGGCUUAUUUGAAGCUGGGUGUAAACUACCCAGAACUGAGGUUCAACCGCCUACUGAAGUUGACUCGGCUCUUCGAGUUCUUCGACCGCACGGAGACAAGGACUAAUUACCCCAAUGUGUUCAGGAUUGGGAACUUGGUCUUGUACAUCCUUGUCAUCAUCCACUGGAACGCCUGCAUCUACUUCGCCAUUUCCAAGUUCAUCGGUUUUGGGACAGAUUCCUGGGUCUACCCAAACAUCUCAAACCCAGAGUAUGGGCGCCUCUCCAGGAAGUACAUUUAUAGCCUCUACUGGUCCACCUUGACCCUGACCACUAUUGGCGAGACACCUCCUCCUGUGAGAGAUGGGGAGUACCUCUUUGUGGUCGUAGACUUCCUGGUGGGUGUCUUGAUUUUUGCCACCAUCGUGGGCAAUGUGGGCUCCAUGAUCUCGAACAUGAAUGCCUCGCGGGCUGAGUUCCAGGCCAAGAUUGACUCCAUCAAGCAGUACAUGCAAUUCCGCAAGGUGACCAAGGAUUUGGAGACACGGGUCAUCCGGUGGUUUGACUACCUGUGGGCCAACAAGAAGACGGUGGAUGAGAAGGAAGUGCUCAAGAGCCUCCCGGACAAGCUGAAGGCAGAAAUUGCCAUCAAUGUGCACCUGGACACCCUGAAGAAGGUCCGCAUCUUCCAGGACUGUGAGGCAGGGCUACUGGUGGAGCUCGUGCUGAAGCUGCGGCCUGCAGUGUUCAGCCCUGGGGACUACAUCUGCAAGAAGGGGGACAUCGGGAGGGAGAUGUACAUCAUUAAGGAGGGCAAGCUGGCCGUGGUGGCCGAUGACGGGGUUACUCAGUUCGUGGUGCUCAGCGAUGGGAGCUACUUUGGGGAGAUCAGCAUCCUGAACAUCAAGGGCAGCAAGUCGGGGAAUCGUCGGACAGCCAGCAUCCGGAGUCUCGGCUACUCAGACCUGUUCUGCCUUUCCAAGGAUGACCUAAUGGAAGCGCUCACUGAAUACCCUGAUGCCAAGAAGGCCCUGGAGGAGAAGGGGAGGCAGAUCCUUAUGAAGGACAACCUGAUCGACGAGGACCUGGCCAAGGCCGGGCCAGACCCUAAGGACCUCGAGGAGAAGGUGGAGUACCUGGAGUUCUCCCUGGACGCCCUGCAGACCAGGUUCGCACGGCUCCUGGCUGAGUACAGUGCCACCCAGAUGAAGGUGAAGCAGCGUCUCAGCCAACUGGAAAGCCAGGUGAAGGUCAGUGGGAGCAGCCCUCUGCCUGAUGGGGACGCCCCAGAACCAGAGACCAAACAACAGUGAAAACACAGAGGUCUGUCCCCUGCUUC
This is a messenger RNA of Pteropus alecto (black flying fox), 2153 nucleotides long. It is a transcript of the gene CNGA3, whose product is annotated as cyclic nucleotide gated channel alpha 3. The transcript is spliced from 8 exons. NCBI's taxonomy places the organism in Eukaryota, Metazoa, Chordata, Mammalia, Chiroptera, Pteropodidae. The record is from RefSeq and is a predicted model, not a curated record. Gene Ontology annotation, molecular function: protein-containing complex binding; intracellularly cGMP-activated cation channel activity; intracellularly cAMP-activated cation channel activity. Gene Ontology annotation, cellular component: intracellular cyclic nucleotide activated cation channel complex; plasma membrane. Gene Ontology annotation, biological process: monoatomic cation transmembrane transport. Bases 1 to 2127 code for a protein of 708 amino acids.